AUGCAAGAAAUAAUAACAAAUAAUAUACCAACAUUUAAAUUACAAAAUGAUGUUGAUAUGGUUGAAGAAACUCAACCAACCACACCAACUACCCAACCAACCACACCAACCACAAAUACUAUUUCCACUACCACUAAUACUAUCACAUCAACAUUAAAUACAAAUAAUAUUUCACCAAUUUUGGAAGAAAGUGAAGAAGAGGAUUCAAAUGAAUUAAUAAUUGAAACUGAUGAAAAUAAUACAUCUGUUUCUGCUACUGGUACCACUCCAACAUCAUCAUCAUCAUCAUCAUCAUCAUCACCAACAAACACAACUACCACCACCACCACAACAACAACAGCCACAACUGCCAAUAAUGAUUUUAAAAAUAUAACCAGUAAUAAUAUUAAUAAAACAAAUUCAAAUGUAAAUACAAAUUCUGAAAUUAAAAAUAUUGACAACUCAAUUAUGAAUAGUUUGAAUAGAUAUAAUAAUAUUACAACCGCUUCACCAAGUAAUAGUACAAUGAUUACAAUGAAAUCAGCAAUUUCCUCAUUGGACGAAAUUGUAAAAAAUACAAUGAAAGCUCAAAGAGAAAGUUUUAUUGCCAAUGAAGAUAAAGAGUCACUUCCAGAACCUCAAACAAAUUCCAAUGUUAAUGGAAACGAAGAAGCAAAAGACGAAAAGGAAAUUCAUUUAUUAGCUAAAAUCUUAUUAAAUUUUUCAUCCAAUGGAAUUGCUGUACCAAAUUUAUCAGAAAGUUCACCAGCAGUAUUGAAUACUAAAUUAAAGGAUAGCUCAAACUUGGUUCCAUACGGUGGAGAUUUAAAUACCAGUGUAAAUGGAGUUGUUGGUAAUUCCAGUGGUAUGGUCGACCUUAGUGCUAGUACUGGCGAUUUAUUAGGUUCGUUAAAUGCUGCCAAUAAAAAGAAAAGACAAAGAACUAGUCCAGAACAAUUGGCCAUUUUAGAACAAAUUUUUGAAACUGAUAAAAUGCCAAGCCAACAAAUUAGAGUAAGAUUAGCCAAUCAAUUGGGUAUGUCAUCUAGAAGAGUUCAAAUUUGGUUCCAAAAUAAACGUGCUAAAGUAAAGAGAGGUGGUCCAUUUGGAAAAGGUGAUGACAAUGAUGAUUUAUUCGCUGAGGGUGAAGAUAUAAUUGAUGAAGAUGAAGAUGAAGAUUCAUCUUUAACAAUUGAUGAAAGUGGUAAUAAUAAUAACAAUAGUGGCAACAACAACAACAACAAUAAUAAUGGAAUCAUGGGAGGCCAUGGUAUGUUAUCAUCAUCUCCAACCAAUUUAAACACAUCAUCUGAUAAUAUUGUACCAUCAAUUUCACCAAUGUUAACUUCAAUUAAUAUAAAUUCAUCAUCAUCAACACCAACUUUACAAUCUGUAAAUUUAUUAAAUAAUACUAAUAAUAAUAAUAAUAAUAAUAAUAAUAAUAAUAAUAAUAAUAAUAAUAAUAAUAAUAAUAAUAAUAAUCAUACUACUACCACAACUACAACUACUACUACAACUACAACUUCAUCAUCACCACCAUUAACUUCAUUUAAUUUCCAAUUAAAUCAAUCAUUAAAUAAAUUAACAUCACCACCAUCACCACCAUCAAUAGUACCAUCACCAAAUAAAAAAACCAAACAAAUGGGUGGCUUCAGUUUAAAUUCAACUGCUUCUUCUUUACCAUCAUUCCCACAAAUUAAAUUAAAUUCAAGUUCAAAACAUAUUCCAACUGAUAAACAAAAUAAUUCAGAUUUUUCAAAUUUUAAUAAUAAUAAUAAUAAUAACAAUAAUAAUAACAAUAAUAAUAAUAACAAUAAUAAUAUUAAUAAUAAUGGUAAUAAUAAUAGUAAUAAUAACGAUAGUAAUAAUAAUAAUAACAAAUCCAAUUUUUCCGAUUAUCAACCUUUAAAAUUUCAUAAUAGUAUUGUAAAAAAUUAA
This is a messenger RNA of Dictyostelium discoideum AX4, 1917 nucleotides long. RefSeq lists its product as hypothetical. The record is from RefSeq and is a predicted model, not a curated record. Gene Ontology annotation, molecular function: DNA binding; DNA-binding transcription factor activity, RNA polymerase II-specific. NCBI's taxonomy places the organism in Eukaryota, Evosea, Eumycetozoa, Dictyosteliales, Dictyosteliaceae. Gene Ontology annotation, cellular component: nucleus. The coding region runs from base 1 to 1917 and encodes 638 amino acids. Gene Ontology annotation, biological process: regulation of DNA-templated transcription. The transcript has 2 exons.